UCAGGGUCGAGGAUCAACUCUACUUUUUAUUAAAACUUCAAAAAAAUUUUUUUUCAAAGAUAUUUUGGUUGUAUAGAACACGGAGAGGGAGGACAAGCAAUUAUGGAACGUGUUGAAGAUAAGGAAAUGAGCACACUUUUAAGAAUGAUCGAAAAAUGGAUUGAACCUGGAACUUUAAUAAUUUCAAAGGAUUACACAAGUUAUUUAUUAAUGGAAAAAUUAAUACCACAAUAUAAGCAUGUAUUAAUUCGUUCUGAAGAAAACCCGGAUGUUGGAUCAUCUAAAGUUGUUGAAUUAGAGGAUGGAAGUAUUUUAAAUAUCAACACAAAUCAAUGUAUGGAUUUGUGGAUACAUUUAAGACAAAAAAUUGUAAGAAUAUCUGGAACAAGUGCAAAAUUAAGUGAUUCUUAUAUGAUGGAAGCUCUUUUCAGAAUUAACGCUAAAGCUAGAAGAGAAAGUUUUUGUAAUGCUUUUAUUAAAAAUUUGAACAAAAAAUAUUGUCUUUGA
Molecule: messenger RNA, 507 nt
Organism: Meloidogyne enterolobii
Lineage: Eukaryota; Metazoa; Nematoda; Chromadorea; Rhabditida; Meloidogynidae
Source: the annotation of a GenBank genome assembly